Molecule: messenger RNA, 496 nt
Organism: Trematosphaeria pertusa
Lineage: Eukaryota; Fungi; Ascomycota; Dothideomycetes; Pleosporales; Trematosphaeriaceae
Exons: 1
Coding region: 71-331 (86 amino acids)
Source: RefSeq, a predicted model, not a curated record
GUCCAAGUACCUACGAAGCCUUGUCAUUUCUAUCUACGCCCCCUUCGCGACGACAUUGUCCUCGUGGCUCAUGAAUCAUGAGAAGGUAUCUAGGGGAUGGGGCGUCCCAUCCUUGCCUAUAACAACGCCUAGGAGUCAUGAAACCAAAACCUUUUCCUUCUAUAAGCGAACGAACCAUGAGCGUACUGUUACAUCCAAACGAAGCGUGACGACUCCAAAUGAAAAAAAGAAGGCCCCUACAUGCAAGCAUCCCAGAUGUGUGCAGUGCGUAGAACCGGCUCCCCCUCCUCUCCAAUGCAAGCCCCGCUCCCGGAUAUCGAUGCUUCCAUGACAGCGAGUGACUGAUGCCGAAUAAUGCAAAUGCGAGCGAAUGACAAGAAAGGAACACGCAAUGCAACAAACAUGCUGAAUCCACCAAAAUACGCCCUCCACAUCCCAAACGGAAAAUCUCAGAGAUGCAGCAAAGAAAAGCCGGCCAAAUGCAAUGCAUGCCAAU